Molecule: messenger RNA, 1209 nt
Organism: Caenorhabditis remanei
Lineage: Eukaryota; Metazoa; Nematoda; Chromadorea; Rhabditida; Rhabditidae
Exons: 9
Coding region: 1-1209 (402 amino acids)
Cellular component (GO): cell surface
Source: RefSeq, a predicted model, not a curated record
AUGAUGCCGAAAAUUCUUAAGCUUCUGUUAGCUUUUUUCUUGUUCUCAGAAGUUGGAGCAGUACAACAAGCUGUGACUGUGAAAGGAAUAGUCAACUGUCGUGGCCAUAGGCAACCUGGAACAUUUGUCCAACUCUAUGAUGAAGACUCAGUGUUCGAUAGUGAUGACCUGCUUGGAUCGGUAAUCGCUGACCACCGUGGUGUGUUUUGUGUCAAAGGAGCCACUGAAGAGUUCACCACAAUUGAGCCAUACGUCUUCAUCGAGCACAACUGUGGUUAUGAAGGCCUAAAUGAGAAAAGAGUCUUUUCUAAAAUGAUCCCAAUCGAGUACAUCACUGAAGGUCCAAAAGCAAAACAUGUGUACCAUAUGGGUGACAUUGAACUUCUAACUGCUGAUGCUCCUGUUCAAAAAUACGAAAAGAGAAUAUAUGUUGAGACCAACAUUGAUGAACGAAUCCGACAAUGCAUUCCAAUCUAUGUUCAAUACAAAAGAUUCUAUGAGAAGACUAUCUUUGAAACCAAGACUCAUGAAACUAUCCUCCCUACAGAUGAGGAAGUUCCAGCUGAAAUUGAAGAACCAGUUGUUGAGCCAACGGAAGGUGAUGACGAAGUCGCCGAUGUUGUUGAGGAAACUCAAGAGACUGAGGAGCCUGUUGUGCAUGAAGUGUCAGAUGAAGAGAAGAGAUUGGAAGAAGAACGUCUGAGAUUGGAAGAAGAACAAAAGCGACUUGACGAGAUCCGAAGGCUUCAAGAAGAGUCUCUCCGCUUGGAAGAAAUCCGUCGUAUUGAGGAAGAGAAGAAACGAAUUGAAGAAACCAGAAGACAGGAAGAAGAGCAACAACGAAUCGAGUUGGAACGUAGAGAAGAAGAACGAAGAUUGGAGAACGAACGUAGAGCUGAAGAGGAGAGGAAGAGGGAGGAAGAGGCUAAACUUCAAGAACAAAGAAGAAAGGAACAAGAAGAAGAGCAUAAGAGAAGAAUGGAAGAAUAUCAUCGAAGGGAACAAGAAAGACAAGAAGCAUUGAAACGUAGAGAAGAGGAAUUAAAAAGAAGGGAAGAAGAAGAAAAGGGAAGAAUUGUGUCAUCAUCGGAGAAAGUUGAGAAGAAAGACCCAUGCGUUCAUUAUCCAGUUCUUACACAGAGCCAAUCCAUCAGCAGAUCCCUUGAAGCCCGUCACGAAUACGUCGAAGAUCCAUGUCUCAGAAAAUGA